AUGGACAACCUCCGGCAGGAAUCUUUCAAACAGCUCCGAGCGCCAUGCGUCGAACUCAGUGCUGUGGGCCUCCGUUUCCGAGGAAAUCAAGCUUCCGCCGCCGAUGUAUCCCGAGUCCUUGAGCCGGUGCACAACUGUUUAAAGGAACUUGCGGGGAACAAUACGCUCGACGAGAAGCUAGCUGAAUAUGCAUUCUUUCCAUUGUCGCAUAUCUUCAAUGAAACACAAAGACUACCCGCACGAUGCUUGGAGUCCGCCGUCCACUGUUUGCGGAUACUGGUCGCCAAUGGGUGGCGGCAACGGUUGUCUCCUGCAAUGGGCAAGCAACUCAUAAUCCUGUUGACAUUGAUCGUCGGAGGUUCUCCAAACAAGGCGGAAGAAAAGCAACUACCGAAGCCCAAGGUUUCAGAAGAACUGUGUAUUGCUGGGUUUGACUGCCUAAGUGCUAUCUUCACGGUCUUGGAAGGAGCUGUUCCAGACCGGACAAUCUAUCACGAGAUCGGCACAGCGACGGUUGUCGAUCAAACAGUAUAUAUUCUCCUUGAGGGAAUUGUCGAUGAUAGAUCAGAUGAGCUCUGCCUGGCAGCCGCCAAAGCUUUGCAAGCACUUUAUGCUCGAGUCACCGACCGCGUGGUGCUUGCUAGCAUCAUGCCGCGAACUGUGUCGGCACUGGCUAAGAUUCUAAGGCCGUCAACGCAGACUCGCAGGUCAUACAAGCUCCUCCAAACUUCCUUGCAGAUUCUCACCGAGCUCCUAAGAGCUGUUCUCAAUGACCGUGUCGCCUCGGAAGUCUCUCCGCCCGAACUGGGAAGCGAUAAGAUAGCUCUGGAUGAGGCCUGGUUGAAGGCCACCACAACGCAGAUCAAGCUUGCGCUGGCCAAUGUUAUCCAGGUUCGCCGUCAUCAGCGACCAGAGGUUCAGUCUGCCGUUCUAGACCUUUCCCUGAUGGUAAUUGAAGAAUGCCAGACCACACUUUCAGAGUCUCUCCCUAUUAUGGUUGAAACAGUUGUUGUUCUGGCAGAUAAAGAGGACGAGGGAGUGAAUGAAGCCUACAAGAACGUAACUCAUCUUGCCACCACAUACCCUACAGUGUUGGAUUCUUUAAAAGAAUCGCUGCAUACCUGGCUCACUUCUUUCCCUCGAACUAUGCAAGGCAACGAUGAAACUGCUAAGCAGUGGGGGCUUCGUCAGAUCUCCACCGUCUUUCAGGUCCUGUCUCAAGUUCAAUCUGGAUCAGAUUUGCUUACCAGCGGUUUGGCAUCCGGCCUAUGUGAUAGCGUUGGUGCCGUUGUGAAACAAAACACCAACGCUCUCCAGCCGUUGGCCUCAAUGGAUGCUAGCUUCAACUGGGAAGUGCUUAGCACCGAGGCUAGAUCUAAGGUGUUUCCACCCAUAAUUUUGGAACACCAAAGCCAACAACAAACUCUCAAAGAUUUACGGUCAAUGAUUACUAGAUUGAACUUGUCUGAGUCUGGAAAUGAGAUCACUCAAUCAAUUGUCAACCGUAUGCACACGACAUCAAGUGAUUCUGCUAUUGCACCUUUCUGGUUGGCGAUAACUUUCUUGCGGGACAGCACUAUGGCAACAGCCAGCUUUGACGAUUUCAUUUCUCUUGAUCAUGUUGAGGGGUCCAUCUCAUCAACUGACCGUGGCGGCAUGAUUGAAGAGUUGUAUUAUAUCUCAUUGAAUAUUCUAAACGAACUGUCAGUUGAUGGAAUGGGUGACUGGCGUACAUCAGCACUCGCUCUGGAAUCCGUCGCUCUCCAAUCGCAACAACUUGGCGAGGCUUUCCGACCUGAACUCAUGGACGCGCUCUACCCAACUUUGCAGUUGUUGGCAUCACAAAACCCUAAUCUUCAACGCCACGCCAUGACAUGUCUGAAUAUCUUGACCAAUGCCUGCAACUACCCAGACACGAGUGCUAUGAUCAUUGAAAACGUGGACUAUUUGGUGAACUCGGUGGCCUUGAAGCUUAAUACCUUCGACGUAUCACCCUAUCCGCCACAGGUCCUGUUUAUGAUGAUCAAGCUUUGUGGUGCCCGGUUGAUACCUUAUCUGGAUGAUCUGGUUGAUUCUAUAUUUGGUAUCUUGGAUCUAUACCACGGUUAUCCCAAACUCGUCGAGAUGAUGUUCAAAGCCCUAGCUGCAGUCGUUGAGGAAGGGGCAAAGAAACCGUCUUUACUCACAAUCGACGAGGGCAAAGAGAAUGGCUCCCACGAUAACCGCAAGUCUCAAUACCAGAAUCUCUCCAUCUCAAGCAUCGCCGCGAACAUUGCCAACCGCAAAGCCAAACGGCAUGCUGAGGAUGAACUAGCGGAUGCUGAUGGCAAAAUCCCCCAUCCCAAAAAGCCAUGGUCAGAAACAUACGACAAACCUCCUCCAGAGCCGUCCAUCGAAGAGCUUCUGAGCCAAGCUGAAUCGGAUGAGCCGCCACUCCCACCCCCCAAAGAACCAGAAGAUGCCGAGAAGCCGCUCAGCAAAACCCAUGCCCUGCUCCUCCACAUCGUCAAAUCCAUCCCAUCCCACCUAACCACACCAUCUCCCUACCUCCGACGCUCCCUCCUCUCAAUCCUCAUCGACGUCCUACCCGCCCUAUCCCAAAAUGAAACCAGCUUCCUCCCUCUAAUCAACGAGCUCUGGCCCACAGUAGCAAGCCGAAUAAUCUUCCCCUCAUCACAAAACGAAACAUCCAAAUCCCUCAUCGCAACCCCAUCCACAGAACCAACCCGCAACCCCGAAACCCCAGACCAUCAAGAAGAAACCUUCGUCACGGUAACAGCCUGCGAAGCGAUGGAAGCAAUGUGCAAAGGCGCAGGUGAUUUCAUGGCAACGCGCGUCGAAACCGAAUUCUCCCGCUGGGACCGGCUGUACCGCCGCGUGUGGGAGAAAGUGCGCGCCGACGCCGAGGCCGCGAACGAGCGUCGUGCCAGGUCCCAAGCUACGACUGUGACUGUGACUGCCGCUGAAUCAGGAGAUUUGGCGUCCACGCUGCACUUUGCUCUCUCUUCGUCCCUUUCGCUCUCGCCCUCAACGCCGGGGUCGAGAUUCUUCACGCCGCACCACCGUCUGUGGCGUGCGUUGGUCUCCCUCUUUAUCACGGUUCUCUCGCAUGUCAGGUUACCGUUGGAAGUGGGUGAUAGGAUUUGCGAGAUGCUUGGUGGUUGGAUUGCGCUGUUUGUCGGGCCGGAGUAUUAUUUCAUUUCUUCGAGGACUUCUAUGUCUGUGGAGGAUGCGUCUGGUGAAGGUAUGGGUUCUGUUGAGGAUGCGAUUCGGGCGAUGGAGGCUUGGAAUGUGGAUUUGACGUGGUUUGUCUUUAUGCGGCAUCGCUUGAGGGCAGAUGUGGUUACUACAGGCAAUGCUGGGAACUGUGGUGGUGCUAUCAAUCUCCCUUUCGAUGGCGAGGGGGAGCAGGUUAGACUUGCAGAGGUGGCGUUCUAG
Messenger RNA from Penicillium samsonianum, 3438 nucleotides. RefSeq lists its product as uncharacterized. Gene Ontology annotation, biological process: chromatin remodeling. The transcript is spliced from 2 exons. Gene Ontology annotation, cellular component: cytoplasm. The record is from RefSeq and is a predicted model, not a curated record. Lineage: Eukaryota; Fungi; Ascomycota; Eurotiomycetes; Eurotiales; Aspergillaceae. Bases 1 to 3438 code for a protein of 1145 amino acids.